CCCCAACAAGUGAAAGCUAAGGCUGCGUCACACUCCAUAUUAUACUCCUCUUUACUCAUCUAUCGUUUCUUGUCCCUCUCUCAUCUCUCUCUCCCCUUCCUUCUCAUCGGAGGCUGACGCCAUUGUCAAAGCUAUCAACCAUGGCUGCCGCUACCAACUCCUUCCUUACUCCUCCUACUCUCUCUCUUCGUCGAACAAGCUUCUUUCAUUUUGCGCCUCAGAUUUCUCGAUUUCAUGCUGACAACAAUCAGAAUUCCUUCAUUUCGUCUAAAUUUCUGCUUUCUGGAUUAUCUAUCUCCAAAACACCGAAUGUAGUGCAGGCUUCUCCCGAGAGCACAAAUGCUAUUAGUUCGUUGAUGUCUGAUUUGGAUUCUGAUCCUAUCCCAAUGCCGGUAGUUCUAAUUGAUCAAGAUUCAGACCCAGUUGCAACAAUUGUGCAGCUCAGCUUUGGAGAUCGUCUUGGAGCUCUUAUUGACACGAUGAAGGCAUUGAAAGAUUUAGGCUUAGAUGUCUCAAAGGGCAUUGUUACUACUGAAGGAGCUGUCAAGCAAACAAAAUUAUUCAUAACAAGAUUAGAUUCUGGGAGAAAAAUUGAGGAUCCUGAUAUGCUGGAACAGAUACGUCUUACCAUAAUUGACAAUCUACUGAAGUACCAUCCAGAAUCUAGUGAACGACUUGCAAUGGGAGAGGCUUUUGGUGUCAAAGCUCCAGUGGAGAAGCCUGAUGUUGAUGUGGCAACUCAUAUCCACAUUCAAGAGGAUGGACCUAAGAGGAGUUUGCUCUACAUAGAAACAGCAGAUAGGUCUGGACUGCUGAUGGAAGUCAUCAAAAUAAUGUCUGAUAUCAAUGUUGAUGUGGAAUCGGCAGAAAUUGACACAGAAGGACUUGUUGCAAAGGACAAGUUUCAUGUAAGUUACAGAGGGGCAGCACUAAACAGUUCUCUGUCUCAGGUUUUAGUUAAUUGUCUCCGUUAUUACUUAAGAAGGCCACAAACAGAUGAAGACAGUUACUGAUUGCAAGAACUUGGACUACACUAUUACCUCUGGUAGACUUGUGACCAGAGCAUGUUACUCCAGGAUGCAGUCACCUGUUGUACUAGUUGCAGAUGUAGCUCACCCUUUUAUACACAAUUAUAGCUUCUUCUAUGGUUGUAUAUGAAGCAAAAAUAUACAUCCUGUCAAAAUUGUUUCAUCUAUUUGAAACUUUCGUGAAACAUACAAAAUAAGUUGUACCUUAAGGUACAACCAUACAACCAAGGAUAUUAUUUUAACCUUAGUGCUUAUAAAAUACAAGCUCAUGAGAAAAUACAAGUUUCUCAACAAUCAUGUAUCUCAAAGGGGCAAAAUUUUCAUUUCUCGUGAAUAACUUGGGUUAA
Molecule: messenger RNA, 1375 nt
Organism: Chenopodium quinoa (quinoa)
Lineage: Eukaryota; Viridiplantae; Streptophyta; Magnoliopsida; Caryophyllales; Amaranthaceae
Product: ACT domain-containing protein ACR12-like
Exons: 10
Coding region: 141-1013 (290 amino acids)
Cellular component (GO): chloroplast stroma; chloroplast thylakoid membrane
Source: RefSeq, a predicted model, not a curated record